AUGACAGCGCAGAUGGCGCGGCUACAAGAGCAGGUCGACAGCCUCUACCAAAAUAUGAGCGUCCUUCGUGCCGAAACUCUGCGUCUUGCGCCUAUCCAAGACAAAGUAUUACCUUUUCCUUCGAGCACCACCCAGGCCUCUCCGGCGAGCUCACUGUCUCCUCUGCACCGGCUCGAGUUGACCCAACCAAAGCAGGCACCCUUCCGUGGACCCACGAGUACAGCUUUCAGUCUGGACGUUGCAAAUACGACUAUCCACAACAUGGGCUACAAAGGUAUUGGUGAUGGCGAAAACCAGAGCACAUCCUUAUCUGUGCCCGAGGACAGCCCUUCCCGUAUGGCUCCCCAGGAUAACCCAACUGAUCCCUUGUGGGACUUUGAAAAAGAUGAGAUGAUUCGUCUAUGCCGUCUACACGAGGAAGAGGUUGGUAUCAUGUAUCCGGUUAUCAAGAUUCAGUCCGUCAUCGAGCACGUCCGCAACUUGUCUUCAUACAUGGAGUCAGCCAGGAAGCAGGGCAUCAUGCCAAUGAUCAAUGACGACAAGACUCUUCAGCUCAAAAUCGUUAUGUGCUGCGCCUUGGUCGUGGAAGAGCAUGGGCACAGUGAGAAGGCCAUCAAGCUGAUUGACAGCAUGGAUGCCGUUGUCAACCGGAAACUUAUGGUUGAUGCCGUCGAUUUUACGAGUCUCCCAGCUUUGUGCCUUCUUGCUGGUUACAAAUUUCUGGCCAAUGAGGAGAUCGCGGCGUGGCGUGUCAUGGGCCAAGUUGCAAGAUUGUGCUUAGAAAUAGGCAUACAUCGCCGGACGGGCCUCAUGAGCAUUCAAGAUGAAGAGGAAAGGAAGACUGCACUCAACAGCUUCUGGUCAGCCUACGUCUUGGACAGGAGGUGGGCAUUCAACACAGGACUACCUUUUGUUGUUCCUGAUGAAGAAAUCGAUCCAGACCUCCCAAUGCCCGAUGAAUUCCCCUAUCUUGUCGCCAUGGUCACCUAUUCAAGAUUGGGCGCCAAAGUUUGGCGUCAAGUUGCACAUUUCGGUCCUGUUCUAGCUCAUGAGCUUCGGCACGAGGAUAUGGAGCGGCUAGACCAAGAAAUUCUACAGUGGUAUGAGAAUGUGCCCGAGGAGGUCAAGCUUCGAAACUGGGAUAAACAGAAGCAAAUGACCUUGACGCCGUCGUAUAACCUGCAAAGGCUUCGAAUUUGGACAUAUCUUCGAUUUAAUCAGAUUCGCAUUUGGCUUUACACCCCAAUACUUCACAGCGCUACUAGCAUCAUGAGCCAUAUGACCCAAGCCCAGCGGGUGGUGGACUUGGCCAAAGAUACGAUUCGGUACCUUAGCCACCUCAACAGCACUACGAAUCUAUACCGCAAAAUUCAGGUUUUCUAUCACCAAUUCCUCACCUCGGCUAUUUCUGUUCUCUUUUUGGCUUCUGUGCAUGCACCAGUCAAGUUCAGCCCUACAUGCCGCGAAGAGUUCUACAUGGCCUUGGACCUUGUUAAGGAUUUAUCUGCCAAAAGCUGGGUUUCUCAGCGUCUGUGGCGAACAAUCUCGUCCCUCAAGGAAGUUGCUCCUAGCAUUGGUCUCCGCAACCAACAAGACGAAGAUCCGCACAACUCAGCUGCGCUCGCCAUGGCCGGACUUGCGACAGGGCGUUUGUCAAACAGUCCUGCUUCUAUCACGCCGUUCGGCCAUUCUUCGAUCCAGUCUUCGACGCCAGCGAUGACACAACAGCAGCAAACACCAACGAUAGACACGGUAUCAUCGCCGAAUAAUGGAGCACGUAUUCAAACUGAGAUGAGCCGGAUUUUCGAAGGUUACAUGGGGCUCAACGGUUUCUCCACGGGGGAGGAUAGUUUUGGAGGACCACCAAACACAGGAAUGACCCCGACGACAACAGGAAUGCCGAACCCAUAUGUUGACAAUGUUUUUUACCAUUUCAGGGAAAUGUUUUAG
Colletotrichum truncatum is the source of this 1950-nucleotide messenger RNA. RefSeq names its product fungal specific transcription factor domain-containing protein. Gene Ontology annotation, molecular function: DNA-binding transcription factor activity, RNA polymerase II-specific; RNA polymerase II cis-regulatory region sequence-specific DNA binding; zinc ion binding. Lineage: Eukaryota; Fungi; Ascomycota; Sordariomycetes; Glomerellales; Glomerellaceae. The record is from RefSeq and is a predicted model, not a curated record. Gene Ontology annotation, cellular component: nucleus. Gene Ontology annotation, biological process: DNA-templated transcription; positive regulation of transcription from RNA polymerase II promoter by galactose.